Messenger RNA from Crotalus tigris (Tiger rattlesnake), 6754 nucleotides. RefSeq names its product minichromosome maintenance complex component 3 associated protein (gene MCM3AP). Gene Ontology annotation, molecular function: nucleic acid binding. Gene Ontology annotation, biological process: mRNA export from nucleus. Lineage: Eukaryota; Metazoa; Chordata; Lepidosauria; Squamata; Viperidae. Gene Ontology annotation, cellular component: cytoplasm; transcription export complex 2; nucleus. The record is from RefSeq and is a predicted model, not a curated record. The coding region runs from base 350 to 6181 and encodes 1943 amino acids. The transcript is spliced from 29 exons.
UUAUGCGACAGAGAGAAGGAAUUCGGGACUCACGCUUAAUUGUGUAGUGUUGAGGAAAGUGUCCUCUGUACAUCUUCAGAGGUAUCUUCUGUCUGUCCGUCCGUCCGUCUCCUUUUCCUCACUGUUGGGCCCGGACAACGCAGAUAGAAACUAGGAGGCUAAGUUAAAUCUCAGGUUUACGGACUGAUGAAGGGAAGUAAUGGUAUGCCACUUGCUUUGUACUUACGAUGGAUGUUGCUGGGACUACAAAAGGCAGGCAUAAUGAUCAAGAGAGGGGAGCACUUCCAUGGGCUAAAAGAUGAAAGCCAAAGGAAUCUAGACAAAAGCUGUUUAUAUAUUAACAUCAAAAAUGAAUCCAAAUACUCCUUUCAGUGGACAUCCAUCAGGAGUGUUUCAAGCAUCAUCUGGUGUGUCAACUGGAAUGUUUUCAAGUCAGCCACCAUUCCAGUUUAAUCAGCUCUCUCUCUUUGGAUUGAACAGUGGAGGAGUAAAGAAUCCAGGAUUUACUCACUUGUCUGACUUUACUAUUACUUCAGGACUGCAUAAUUCUUCAGGUCAAGGCUUGGGAUUUGGGCAACUUCCAGGGUUUACACAGUCGUAUUCUCUUGGACAAACAACAACAUUUGUGACUUCUGCACCAAUGACUGCUUCUGUUCCCAGCAAAUCUGGGUUUAGUUUCAGACCACCUGCAAAUCUUGGCAAUUCUCAGAGUACUUCUGCUUUUGGAACUGUGCUUGGAGAAACUUCAAGUGAUAGUUUUGUGAGAUCAGAUUUUGGUUUCAAAAGUCCUGAAAAUGCAGUGUUCAAACCUAUCUUUGGGACUAAUUCAGAACAAGAGAAAAUACCAACUUCGGCUGUUUCUUCUUUUUCUUUUCCAGGCGGUGCAGGAAAAUUAACCCCUUUUGUCAUUUCUCAAGAAAGCAGCAGUUCAGGUAAUACUGGUUUCAAUUUUUCCAAACCAGUCAGUAGUAGCAGUACUUCAGCAGUUUCUUUCAGUACUUCUUUACCGAGUAAGACUCUAGCAGAUGAUAAAAAAAGACCUAUGGCUCUCUUUACAAGUCCUGGUAGUUUUUCUUCUUUUUCAAACUCACCUUUGCCUUUGAGAGAUACUUUCCAAAUUAACAAAACUAACAAGAUGGAACAUGAAGAUUUGUUAAUCCCAAGUGAGCCACUUCCCACUCUUGGAAAAGGAAUGAAAAGGAAAGAAGAACAAGAGUAUUCCCCAAGGCAUCAUGAUUAUGACACUGAUGAACUAGAACCUCCAUCAAGGAAUGAUCAUGCUUCUAAUAAGCGUCCUGUUAGACUGAAUCGUCCGCCUACACAAGGUCUAUUUGGUAGAGUAUUACAAGAUGUUCUGAAAAGCAACAAAAAGGAAUCUAAAAUUGAGCGUGUUCCCAUUGAAUCUGGAGAAACAGUAGCAACGAAUGUGGCAGCGGGAAGUCAGUCUGGUUUUAUAAUGGCUAAGCCAAUGUCAACACUAAGAAAAGAAGAAAAGGGAAAAUUGAAACAUGAUUCUGCUGCCUCAAACCCUUUGCGUCGAAAUCGGAGCACUGGGAGCAUAGAAAGCCUCAGAUGCUCACCAAGUGAACUGACAGCCAUCCAGUGUAAAAAUAUUCCUGAUCAUCUAAAUGACAGAAAUGUUCUUCACAAACAUUUUGAGAAGUUUAUUAAAAUCCAACAAAUCCGUACCAACCGUAACAAAAAGCUUGCCAUUGUACGCUGUUUUGAUCAUGCAUCUGCUGUUUUGGCUAGAAAAAAAGUAAAAGACUUACACAAAGAUAUAGUGACAAAUUGGCAUAAAAAGAAACCAAGUCCUAAUAAGAAAGACUAUUCACCUAAGGAAGAGAAGCUAGAUGAAAGUGAUGGGAGGCAAAGCAAUGAACAACUGAGUCAUCAGCCUUCUCUAUUUUCUAAAUCCUUAAUCCGUCCCACUGGAAGUGGAAAUCUGUCAAACAAGAGUUCUCCAGCUAAGAAAUCUGGCCUUAAAAAGUCUUUGCAAUUUGAGCCAUAUGCCUUUGAUUGUGGAUCUGAAGGUCAGGGCUCAGAGAAUGCAGAAGUGUCAGCCUCUUCGUUCAACAAUCUUAUAGGAAUGGUGGUAGAAACCUCUGAGGAUAAGUACCGCCUUUUAGACCAGAGAGAUAAAAUGAUGCGUCAAGCUCGAGUAAAACAAAUGCAUCUUGGCAAAGCUAAAACCUUUGUUGGCACAUGUCCAGAUAUGUGCCCAGAAAAAGAGCGUUACAUGAGAGAAACAAGGAACCAACUUAGUUCUUUUGAAGUGAUACCAGGAACUGACAAGGUUGACCAUGCAGCAGCAAUAAAAGAAUAUAGUAGGUCUUCUGCAGAUCAGGAAGAACCUUUACCACAUGAACUGAGGCCUUCGGAAGUAUUAAGCAUGACCAUGGACUAUUUAAUAUCUCAUAUCAUGGACAAAGGAGAAGGGAACUACAGGGAGUGGUAUGAUUUUGUCUGGAACAGAACUCGAGGGAUAAGAAAGGAUAUAACUCAACAACAUCUCUGUUCUCCUCUGACUGUUUCCUUGAUUGAAAAAUGUGCCCGUUUUCAUAUUCACUGCUCCCAUCAUUUGUGUGAAGAACCCAUGUCAUCAUUUGAUGCAAAGAUUAACAACGAAAACAUGACUAAAUGUCUCCAGAGCCUGAAGGAGAUGUAUCAGGACCUUGCAAAUAAGGGUAUUUACUGCAAGGGUGAAGCAGAAUUUAGGGGAUACAAUGUCCUCCUGAACCUCAACAAGGGGGAUAUUCUCAGAGAAGUGCAACAAUUUCGUCCAUCUGUCCGAAACUCCCCUGAAGUUAGAUUUGCAGUUCAAGCUUUUGCUGCAUUAAACAGCAAUAAUUUUGUUAAAUUUUUCAAACUUGUUCAAACAGCAUCUUAUCUGAAUGCAUGCUUACUUCAUUGCUAUUUCAAUCAGAUUCGUAAAGAUGCUCUAAAGUGUCUCAAUUUUGCUUAUACUGUGAACUAUCAGAGAUCCACUAUCUUUCCACUGGAGAAUAUAGUUCGCAUGUUGCUGUUUAGAAACCUUGAAGAAGCAACUGAUUUUAUAAGUUAUUAUGGCUUGGUGGUGUCUGAUGGUUCUGUGGAGUUGAAUCGGUCUGCCUUUUUGGAACCAGAAAGCUUGCCCAAGCCAAAGAAAUCACUGUUUGUUGGGCAGAAGCUCAUUCUGCCUGUUGGAGAAAUUGUCAAUGGGGGGCCUCUACAGCACAUGACUCCUCAUGUACCUUUGUGCAGUUUUAAUCCUCAGAACAAAUACACGGGAGAGAAUUCAGUAGUGGAUUCAGCCAGCAAUCUUCAGAAAGUCAGUGUUGAUAUAAUAGAACCAAGAAUCGGAGAGGAAAAUGUAAAAAUAGAAGCACUUCAAUCUCAAUCUUCAUUUGUACUUCCACCAUUCCCCUCUGCACUGGUGUCUUCCUCUGCAGAGUCUAUCUUUCAGCCCAUUUCACAACCGUUGUCUCCCACACCAAAGCAUCAGCCUGAAUAUAGUGAUAUGGACAUUUUAGAGGUAGCUAAAGGCCUUAUGUAUGAGGUACUAGAAGAAGAAUGCAAAGAAAUCAGCAGUGUAGGAGCCAACUAUGUACAAACAGCAAUAUGGGUCUCUGAUGCUACUAUAAAUGAACUAAUUACAGAAGUGAUGUCUGGAAUUUUGAGGCAAAUUGCAUCUGUUGUAAUAAAUGAAGAAAGGGAAAGAUUUGAAGAAGAAAAGCGUCAGGCCGAAAAAGAGAAGCAAAAAAGGGAAAAAGAAGAGAGGACACAAAUGUUAAGCAAGUCGCUGGGCGCAGAGCUGAUGGCAGAAGUAAUAAAGCAAGAAAUACAAGAAAUUUCAGUUAAGGAGCUAAAAUGUGCUGUGGAGAUAGAUCAAAAGGCACGCAUUGUCCGAUGUUCACAGGAAAUCUGUGCUGAAAUGAUGGAUGCAUUUUUGGAGGAUGAAAUUUUCCAAAAUGCUAAAGAGACCCUGCAAGAACUUCAGUGCUUCUGCAAAUACUUACAAAGAUGGAAGGAAGCUGUUUUUGCCCGAAAGAAAUUGAAACGACAGAUGAGAGCAUUCCCAGCAGCACCCUGUUAUGUAGAUCCAAAAGAUAAAUUGAAAGCCCUUUCACCCUCUGCAGAGUGCCCAAUUGCCAGGGAGCAUCUAAUUAAAAGAAUUGUGAACUUGGGACAUGCCGGGAAUCUUGGUACCGCCUGCCUGCAGUUUCAAUGGAUACGGAACAAGACCAUCCACCAAAUGAAAGUACAGCAUUUUUAUCAACAAUUAUUACAAGAUGCAGCAUGGAGCCCUUUAGAUCUACCAUCAUUAAUUGCUGAAAACAUUCCUAUGCAACAAGAAAAGAUCUUUUGGAAAGCGCUGCUGGUGUUGCCAAGUUAUGAUGAUUAUCCUGCAGAAGAUCCCAGCAGAAUUCUAAAGGAAUGGUUGAAAGCUAAAUUUCAAAUCAACAGAAAUGAAAAGGAAUCUGCACCUCAGGCAAACAGCAGAAUUCAGACACUUGCACUGCAUACAUCUCUCCAGGCACGAGAAGAUCAAGAAACUUGUCUUAGUGUGUGCAUAAAGGUGGCUUGUGGAACACUUGGCACUUCUGAACUUGAAGACCCAGAAACUGGGAAAGAAUUACUUGGAACUAGUGGGCUUAUCCUUCUUCUAUCUCCUCAAGUAAGAAGUGAUGAUCCUGCAGAGGAAGAUGUAUAUUGGCUUUCAGCCUUACUUCAGCUGAAACGGUUCCUUCAAGUAAUACCUUUCCAACCAAAACUACCUCUUGUGGUUCUUGUCCCUAGUCUUGGAAAUGAGAGUGUGAAAAAGGAAGUAGAGGAAGGUUUGAUGCUGCCUGAUUUGAUUUCAGCUAAACUUAUAUCAAACUACAGUGUUGUUGAAAUCCCAGAUACUGUCAAUGAUUUGCAGGGUUCCAUCAAGCUCUCUGAGGCAGUACAGUGGCUGGUCUCUCAGUGUCCACAAUCUAUCAAACUUUGCUGCCAAACCAUCAUGCAAUACCUUGAAGAUGGCCUUCAAUAUAAUUUCACCCAGGCUUUCUACCAAGAUAAGUGGGAGAGACAUAAGGCUGGGUUACCCUCUCAAGACCCUAGCAUCAUAAUAGAGCUAUACAACAGUAUGAUACAGUUCCUGGCUGAAGUUGCCUCUUCGGAAGAUCUCAGGGAUUUGUCCUGGCCUGUAACUGAAUUUGCAGAGGCUGGAGGCAACAGGUGGCUUCCCCACCUCCAGUGGAACAAACCCAGCCAUCUUGCAUGGCUAAAGAAGGCUCUGCUGUCCUUUCAGAUUCCUCAAAUGGAUCUUCCUCCUUUCGGUGCUCCCUGGCUUCCUGUUUGUGCCAUGAUUUUCCAGUAUGUGUCCCAAACGGCUAGCUCUCUUCAGACCCAGGAAAUACUCCAAUCUCAGGUAGAAAAUGUGUUGAGCAAUACUUACUUGAAGUGGAAGGACCAGAAACAUGCCAACACAGAAAAAGAUGGCCCUUCUGUUUGGGAAAUUCCUUGGGAUCAUAUCUUGGCACUGUGCAUUAACCAUAAAUUGAGAGACUGGAACCCUCCUCACCUUUCAAUAGCACCAGAAGCAGUUAGUAAAGAUGGACAGAUACAUGUAUAUUUUUUAAAGGAACAAUUGCAAAAAUUCAUUUGUCCUUUCUCAUGGGAGGAAGCCAGAUUAAAAACUCAGAAGGAGAUCCAACAAAAUCAAGAAAGGUCUAAAUUAAAGACUAUGGCAAAAUUGUAUUCUCCUUUAUUAUCUCCAACGGAACAUUGUGUCAGUCAAGAAAUUAAAAACAACAAGGAGCUCAAUAUUUCUGGUAGAGGUCUCACACUGGCAGUUUCAGAAGCAGAUCUUCUGCCAGAGUGCCUGUCUGUUAAGCUACAGUUGGAGAAAGCAGAGAGCAAGAGAUUUGAUGAACAACUGCAGCGGUUGUUAGUUAAAGAUUCUGAGACACUCCAGGACACCUUGUCUUUGCCUCUUUAUCUUCCUGAAUCUUUAGUAUCUAUGCCUCAGAUUAUUCAACCAUUCGUCAGAAUUCCAAAAUCAAGAAGUCCAGAGGUUGGGACAGAAAGGAGAGACAGAGAUACCUCUUUAUUCAGCAGACUGGCAUCCCUGAAAGAACUGAUUAAAGUUAAUAAAGAAGAAGAAAUAGCUUGUGAAUUCCACAUGUCUGCAUUGCUAGACAUGGUAGAUGCUUAAUAAGCAUUUUCUUAAACUGUAGAACAAGAGAACUGAUGAUGUAUGACAUCAGACCUGAAUAACAAGACUUUGCUUUGUCUGAUAAUUUUUGGAUGGAUAAUAUUUCCUUGAUGAAGUUGAAUGCAUCUUUUGGUCUUGCUCUUUGAUUCGUUUAGUUUGCUAUUCCUGGGGAUGUUCCAUUAAUCUUAAUAGGAUUUAUUCCCAUGAAAGCCAGUUCAGUUACUUUUUUAAAUUGAAUUGUGCACCUCUUUUUCUGCUUUACAACACAGAAUGAAGUUCUUAUUUGUAGUCUACAUUAUAAAUCAUAUUUUCAGGUUCUGGAUUUUAUCUGGAACUCUGCUGUGAAAAGUGGGGCAAUUUUAUGCAUGAUACAUUUUAUGGGAAUUUUAUUUUAUAGAACUUAUAUUAUAAACAAUUUCUAAUGGUUGCUUUUUACAUAGCCAUAGUGUCUAUGUAAGAAUUUACUGUAUCCCGUAAAUUGUAUGUUGCUACCUUAUGGACAUGUAAUGUGUGCUAUGUAGGCAAAGGCUUGAAUUCUAAGAAAAACUAAUAUAAAGAAGUUCAUGGACAGAG